AUGGCGGCACAGCUGGGAGGGGAUCUGCAGCUGGGCGCACAUGUCACCGCCAUACACCGACGUGCGAACUCGCUGUACGAAGUUCACAGCUCCAAGGGCGUGGUGGUCGCGAAGCACGUGAUUGUGGCCGGACUUACUCCAAGUCUGAUUACUGCCAUCGACUUCCAGCCGCCUUUAGAUGGCGCAAUGGAUCAGCUGUUGGAGCGCAUGCCAGUGGGGACGACUAUGAAAUACUCCAUGGUCUAUGAGAAGCCUUGGUGGCGAGAGCGUGGAUACCUUGGGAAGAUGAUAUUUCUCAACACGUCCGUGCCCAGCAACUAUGUGCACAAUUGCUUCGACAACUCUCCAUAUUCUUGGAGCCGCGGUGUCCUCACUUGCUUCACCGAGGGUGCCCAGAAUCGAGCUUUCCUCCGCCUCACGGAUUCGGAGCAGAAGGCAGUGAUGCAGAACAUCUUGGCAGAAGCACUAGGACCGACCGAGGAGAAAAUGGUUGAGGUGCUGUCGAAGAACUGGGCCGACGAUGAGUACGCGCGGGGCGGCUACAACAUUUUCUUCCCUCCGGGUGUCCUGUCCAGCUUUUGGCCUGCGGCACAGCGCAUCUACGAGCAGAGGCAGUUGGGGCCGCCUGGCCUCUGGAUUUCUGGCGGCGACUACAGCUUGCCCAGCCUCGGUUACAUGAAUGGCGCCAUCCAGACGGGUGAAGAGACGGCCAUGAAAAUCAUCAGAGAAUUAUCACCGAAAGUGAUUGUUUGA
Molecule: messenger RNA, 753 nt
Organism: Symbiodinium sp. CCMP2456
Lineage: Eukaryota; Dinophyceae; Suessiales; Symbiodiniaceae
Source: the annotation of a GenBank genome assembly